AGAAUGACAGAACAUCUGAGUGGAUUAGCAGCUCAGAGGAGUUUAAAAAGGGGGCCGUCACACUGAGAGAGCAUCGACACAAGUGAGAAGUCAACAGACUCUUCAGGCAGCAACAGAAAACUACUUUGGGACUUUGAUCAACAGUAGCUUCAUUCAAAAUGGCAGACAUAGCCGUUGCAGCUCCCGCCGAGAGGAAGGCACCUCCAAAAUUCAAGCAGAGGGCCGCUCGUACUUUCAAGAGCAAGGCCCCUAAACCAGGCCAGAAGGGAUUUGGAGAUGACAUUCCUGGCAUGGAGGGUCUCGGCACAGACAUCACAGUUGUUUGCCCAUGGGAAGCCUUUGGGGACAUGGAGCUCAGCGACCUGGCAAAAUAUGGAAUUCUUUAGUUCUUUCUUCCUUGAUCUUUGUCCACAUUCCUAAUCCACCACUUAUAAAAUAGUUCCUAAUCUAUGAUCUGUAUGCUAUACAGUAUUUUGUGAUUUAGAGCACUUUAUUUUCCCUUGGUGUCCCCUAGUUUUUCACCAAUCCUCUAUCAUCCGUUCCAACAUUUUUUCUCUAGCUUCUCAUUUUCCUCUGUAACCAGUGUCAGUGCUGGGGGCAGGGGGGAUUGGAAUCUAUCAUAUAUGUUGGGAUUAUUAAAGACAAUUUGACACCUGUUAUUGGCUUUCAUGUUUCCCUUGAUCUUCUGCACAUGCAAAGAUGUACUAAAUCAAUUAUAAAUCUUUAUUUUUGUGUGAAUAUCUAUCAUUUACAUCAGUCUUCUGUGAAUAAGAAUAAUUAUAUUUUCUGAUUUUGAGAGGAAGAAUUGCAUAAAUGCAAUAAAUAUUUUCCAUAGGACA
Messenger RNA from Mugil cephalus (flathead mullet), 839 nucleotides. RefSeq names its product retinal cone rhodopsin-sensitive cGMP 3',5'-cyclic phosphodiesterase subunit gamma-like. The coding region runs from base 159 to 386 and encodes 75 amino acids. The record is from RefSeq and is a predicted model, not a curated record. NCBI's taxonomy places the organism in Eukaryota, Metazoa, Chordata, Actinopteri, Mugiliformes, Mugilidae. Gene Ontology annotation, cellular component: photoreceptor outer segment membrane. Gene Ontology annotation, biological process: positive regulation of G protein-coupled receptor signaling pathway; visual perception; positive regulation of epidermal growth factor receptor signaling pathway. Gene Ontology annotation, molecular function: 3',5'-cyclic-nucleotide phosphodiesterase activity; cGMP binding. The transcript is spliced from 3 exons.